Molecule: messenger RNA, 1008 nt
Organism: Gongylonema pulchrum
Lineage: Eukaryota; Metazoa; Nematoda; Chromadorea; Rhabditida; Gongylonematidae
Source: the annotation of a GenBank genome assembly
ACAAUGAAACGACAGUCCUGCAUCAGUUCAUUUGUAUUUGCAUGUCAGUUCAGCUUCACAUAUAUACUCAUCGCCAUAACGUUACAUUUCGGCAAAGUGAUGAUGCUGAGUAAUGAAAUCACACCGUUCGAUUAUCUCAGGGUUGUCUUGCUGACACAGUUUGGUGCCAAUUUUAUCAGUCAACUGAUUGCAUCAGUGAGUGAUUUAUCCAAAGCACGCAUGGCUUCGGAGAAUAUUCUUGGCGUGAUUAAAGAAACAGCAGUUGAUAUGAACAAUUUAAGUGAUGAAGGAUUGCGACCGAAGAUAUCAGGUCGGUUGAUGCUUAAAAAUGUGGAAUUUAGGUAUCCAUCUCGACCAAUAUGUCCCGUUUUACGGAGUCUCACUCUCAAGGUAAAAUUGCUAAAUAAAUUUCGAUCUUUCACUGCCCCGUAUAAUCAACUAUUUUACCUAGACAGCGACAACGAAGAGGAUUUUGUCUUUUGCCUUAUGAAUCAGCGUCAGAAGCUUUUAUUCAAUAUCAAUUUUGUUGUUUUUGAUUACUAUGAUAUUACGACCAAUUCCGUUAUUCUUGGUACUCAGUAUCAGAUACAAGGAACUACAUUUCGCUAUCGUGCUCCCACUUUUCAAUUUCACACCUUACAGGUCCGUCCGGGUGAUUCAAUUGCUAUCGUCGGUCCAUCUGGUUCUGGAAAAAGUUCCAUUCUGGCGUUGUUCCAGCGAAUGUACAGCACCACAAAGGGAGAAGUGGUAUCUUUAAUACGUAAUUUAGCCCUUAUUAAUCCCGAUUUUAUUGAUCAAGAUUUCAAGCUUACUUGGACGUUAAUCGAUGAUUACAAUGUGAAGCAAAUUAAUCCGGCAUAUCUGCGACGUGUGGUAGUUUCGGUUGGUCAGGAACCAACGUUAUUUUCAUUUACCAUUCGUGAAAAUAUCGGUGAGCAACACGUACAGAUUUUGACUCAUUCGAUAUGGGUUGCCAGAAGACGAAGCGACAGAACAAAAAAUCAUUGA